Morchella sextelata is the source of this 3687-nucleotide messenger RNA. RefSeq names its product DNA-directed RNA polymerase II subunit RPB2. The transcript has 3 exons. Gene Ontology annotation, cellular component: RNA polymerase II, core complex. Gene Ontology annotation, biological process: DNA-templated transcription. Gene Ontology annotation, molecular function: DNA binding; DNA-directed RNA polymerase activity; ribonucleoside binding. The coding region runs from base 1 to 3687 and encodes 1228 amino acids. The record is from RefSeq and is a predicted model, not a curated record. NCBI's taxonomy places the organism in Eukaryota, Fungi, Ascomycota, Pezizomycetes, Pezizales, Morchellaceae.
AUGGCUGACGCGGAUUACAAUGACGACAUUGCUGCGGAAGACUGCUGGCAAGUCAUCUCCGCCUUCUUCGACCAGAAGGGGCUCGUCUCGCAGCAGCUCGACUCGUUCGAUGAGUUCGUCGGCACCACCAUGGUCGAGAUGAUCGAAGAGGACAGCGUUCUGACGCUCGACCAAAACACGCCCCAGAGCGACGACGGCAUCGUGCUCCGCCGCUACGAGAUCAAUUUCGGGCCGUGCUUCCUGUCGCGGCCGACCAUGACCGAAGGUGAUGGCAGCACGCAGCCCAUGCUGCCGCAGGAGGCGCGGCUGCGCAAUCUGACGUACAGCGCGCCCAUGUACUGCGAGCUGAAGAAGAAGGUUAUGGUGGCGCGGGAGGUGGAGGUCGGGAGCGAUGAGGAGGACGAGGAGGAGGGCGGCACGGCGGUGAAGGAGCGGGUCAGAUAUGAGUGGGAGGUUGAGGAUGAGGAUAUGGAGGCGACAAAGGUUUUUAUUGGAAAGAUGCCGGUAAUGCUGAAGAGUCAUUACUGCAUCUUGAAGGACUUUGCAGAGGAGGAUCUGUAUUCGCUGAACGAGUGCCCCUACGACCAGGGUGGAUACUUCGUUAUUAACGGAUCCGAAAAGGUGUUGAUUGCGCAGGAGCGGUCAGCGGCGAAUAUCGUCCAGGUUUUCAAGAAGGCGCUGCCAUCACCAACGCCGUAUGUGGCCGAGAUUAGGUCCGCGGUGGAGAAGGGUUCCCGGUUGAUCUCCAGUAUGCAGAUCAAGCUUUACUCAAAGGGAGAAGCCCGAGGUGGUUAUAAUGCGACCAUUAAGAGUACACUCCCGUACAUCAAGAGUGACAUCCCCAUUGUCAUUGUGUUCAGAGCCCUCGGGGUUGUGUCCGACGAGGAUAUCCUCAACCACGUCUGCUACGACAGAAAUGACACGCAGAUGCUCGAGAUGAUGAAGCCAUGUAUCGAAGAGGCUUUCGUCAUCCAGGACCGAGAGGUCGCGCUUGACUUUAUCGGAAAGCGUGGUAGCUCCCAGGGUAUUAACAAGGAGAAGCGUAUCCGUUACGCUAGAGAUAUUAUGCAGAAGGAGCUUCUCCCGCAUAUCUCACAGAGCGAGGGGAGUGAGACAAGGAAGGCGUUCUUCUUGGGAUACAUGGUGCACAGGAUGUUGCAAUGUGCCUUGGAGCGAAGAGAGGUCGACGACAGAGAUCACUUUGGGAAGAAGAGACUCGAUCUUGCGGGACCGCUACUUGCUGGUCUGUUCAGGACCCUGUGGAAGAAGCUUACGAAGGAUGUCUACAAGUACUUGGAGAAGUGUGUCGAGACAGGCAAGGACUUCAAUCUCACGCUAGCAGUCAAGAGCAACACAAUCACCAACGGACUCAAAUACUCGCUCGCCACCGGUAACUGGGGUGAGCAAAAGAAGGCCGCCAGCUCAAAGGCCGGUGUGUCGCAGGUGCUUAACAGAUAUACUUUUGCGUCCACACUGUCCCAUUUGCGACGAACCAACACGCCUAUCGGACGUGACGGUAAGAUCGCAAAGCCCCGCCAGCUCCACAACACCCAUUGGGGACUUGUGUGCCCUGCCGAAACGCCCGAGGGUCAGGCAUGUGGUCUCGUCAAGAACUUGUCACUUAUGUCAUAUAUCACUAUCGGAACACCCGGAUACCCGCUCGUGGACUUUUUGUCAUCGAACGAUAUGGAAUUGCUUGAGGAGUAUGAGCCACAGAGAUCACCGAAUGCGACAAAGGUGUUCGUCAAUGGUGUCUGGGUCGGAACGCACCGUGACCCGCUUAUGUUGCACAAGGUUGUCCAGGACGUCAGAAGGCAGGGUGUUGUUAAUCAUGAAGUCUCCAUUAUCAGGGAUAUUCGUGAUAGAGAGUUCAAGAUCUUUACGGAUGCGGGACGUGUGUGUAGGCCGUUGUUCGUCAUUGAUAAUGACCCGCGAAGUGAGAGAAGAGGACAGCUGGUACUCCAGAAGGAGCAUAUCGAGAAGUUGGAAGACGAUCAUGCGCUGCCCAUGGAGGACCGAUUCGGAUGGGAGGGUCUGCUGUUUGGUGGUACCGUCGAGUACCUGGAUGCUGAGGAAGAAGAGACAGUCAUGAUUGUCAUGACUCCCGAGGAUCUAGACAUGAGUAGGCAGAUGCAGCUAGGUUAUGAGGAGCCUAAGGACGAGUUCAGCGCAAAGCGUGUCAAGGCGCCGAUCAACCCCCACACAGCGCACACAUGGACACAUUGUGAGAUUCAUCCCAGUAUGAUCUUGGGCAUCUGCGCCAGUAUCAUUCCCUUCCCCGAUCACAACCAGUCUCCACGUAACACAUAUCAGUCUGCUAUGGGUAAGCAAGCUAUGGGUGUGUUCCUUACCAAUUUUGCAGAGCGUAUGGAUACCAUGGCGAACAUUCUGUACUACCCGCAGAAGCCGCUUGCUACUACACGUUCUAUGGAGUACCUGAAGUUCCGAGAGCUGCCGGCUGGGCAGAACGCCAUUGUCGCUAUCUUGUGUUACUCUGGGUACAACCAGGAAGAUUCCGUCAUUAUGAACCAGUCGUCGAUUGACCGUGGGCUCUUCCGUUCGUUGUUCUACCGUUCGUACAUGGACCAGGAGAAGCGUAUUGGUAUGCAGGUUGUGGAAGAGUUCGAGAAGCCGACCCGUGCCAACACAUUGAAGCUUAAGCACGGAACAUAUGAUAAGCUUGACGAGGACGGUCUUGUGGCUCCGGGAGUACGUGUAUCCGGAGAGGACAUCAUCAUUGGAAAGACGGCACCUAUUGCGCCAGACGUCGACGAGAUGGGUCAGCGACAAAAGUUCCACACAAAGCGUGACGUCUCCACGCCCCUCCGUAGUACCGAAAACGGUAUCGUUGACCAGGUCAUGCUUACCACCAACGCCGAGGGUCUCAAGUUCGUCAAGGUCCGUAUGCGAACUACCAAGAUCCCUCAGAUUGGAGACAAAUUCGCCUCUCGUCACGGGCAGAAGGGUACCGUCGGUAUCACCUACAGACAGGAGGACAUGCCGUUCACCUGCGAGGGUAUCGUGCCGGAUCUUAUCAUCAAUCCCCACGCCAUUCCGUCCCGUAUGACAAUUGCCCAUUUGAUCGAGUGCCAGCUGUCGAAGGUCUCUUCCCUUCGUGGUUUUGAGGGCGACGCUACACCGUUCACCGACGUCACUGUCGAGUCCGUGUCCACACUUCUGCGCCAGAACGGCUACCAGAGCCGUGGUUUCGAGGUCAUGUACAACGGCUACACAGGCCGAAAGUUGGUGUGCCAGGUGUUCUUGGGACCGACCUACUACCAGCGGUUGAGACACAUGGUCGACGACAAGAUCCACGCCAGAGCCAGAGGACCUGUGCAGAUCCUGACGAGGCAGCCCGUGGAGGGUAGGGCCAGAGACGGUGGUCUGCGUUUCGGAGAGAUGGAGAGAGAUUGUAUGAUUGCGCAUGGUGCGAGUGCGUUUUUGAAAGAGAGGUUGUUCGAGGUUAGCGAUGCGUUUAGGGUCCAUAUCUGUGAUCUGUGUGGAUUGAUGACGCCGAUUGCAAACCUCAAAAAGAACCUCUUCGAAUGCAGACCCUGCAAGAACAAGACAAAAAUUUCCCAAAUCCACCUCCCCUAUGCCGCCAAGCUUCUCUUCCAGGAACUGGCAAGUAUGAACAUUGCCGCAAGAAUGUUCAGUCAGAGAAGUGGAGUCAGUGUGAGAAAUUAA